Saitoella complicata NRRL Y-17804 is the source of this 912-nucleotide messenger RNA. RefSeq lists its product as uncharacterized. NCBI's taxonomy places the organism in Eukaryota, Fungi, Ascomycota, Saitoellomycetes, Saitoellales, Saitoellaceae. The transcript has a single exon. The record is from RefSeq and is a predicted model, not a curated record. Bases 1 to 912 code for a protein of 303 amino acids.
AUGUCCAGGGUUCUGACGGCGAGCCCAUUACCUCAGGGGUCGCUCCCUCCACCAGCCGUCUUGUCUCCGGUUCGUCAGAGGGCGAAACCUCCCUCCACGCAAGCCGACUUAAUACAAUUCUCAGCGGUACCAGACUCUAACCCGCUUAUGCAACACUCUCCUGUCUCCUCUUCUACGCCCGCUCGCCCUCCUCCUUUUGGGGGGGGACCUCGGCUAGAACGAGAGGACACGCACGACAACCCAUCUGACGACGAAGACCUGGGCGUCUCUCUCUUUACCAAGGAUUGGAGCGCGAUUGAACCGGCCGUUCUCGGAUUGGUCCCAGUCGACACUCCACCAUCCCUGCGUCAACUUAUUACUCUCCUUGUUGGGCACUCGGCUAGUUCUGAGAAGCGUAUCAAGGCACUCGAGGAUCAAGUACAAUCCCUUCGUACUUCCUCCAACUCCUCUCUUCUACGGGCUCAAUUGCGAGACCUGGAAGGGUUCAAAUCUCCCGUGGAUGUCAUUGAGAAUUCCCUUGGCAAGGAUUUCAGGACUCCCAUGGAAUCACCUAUUCUCCCGCGGCUUACGAUGGUUGAGAACGUCUGCAAUACUAUUCCUAAGUCGUCCACUUAUACUGCGAUGGGCCAGAAGAUAGCGGAUCUUGGCUCUGCUAUGGAGAAGGUCAAGGAGUCCGUCUCUCCAGCCUCCAUCUCCAAGCUUGUCGAAGAUUCCGCUAUCUCUGCUCUGUUGCCUUCAGGCCCACUCUCCUCGGCGGUAGAGAAGUUGGUUUCGGAUGCUACCACUGGGUUGGUCUCUAGAACGGAUUUGGGUGCUCUUUUCGAUGAGAGAAUCCUGCCGUUGAGGGACUCGAUCCAAGCGGAAGCACUUCAGUCUAGUACCCAAAGGGGGAUUCUAGACAACCUCGUGUAA